Peronospora matthiolae is the source of this 924-nucleotide messenger RNA. The record is from the annotation of a GenBank genome assembly. NCBI's taxonomy places the organism in Eukaryota, Oomycota, Peronosporomycetes, Peronosporales, Peronosporaceae.
AUGGUAGCGAAGAGUGUCCGCACUGAUACAGGGACAAUGUCCAACUCACUGAUGCCUGAGGCACAAACUUUGAACGCCCCCAAUCCGUUCGCUGAACGUGGAGAUGCGAGCGCACAACCAGCACAGCAUGCAGUAACUGGGUCUGAUGAAACUAUCAUCACAAAACCGCUCGAUGAGCAACAACAUUUGCUUGUUCAGCAAGAAGAAAACGCUCAGCGUCAUGCACGAAUGGUUGUAACGCUUGAACGCCAGCGUGACUAUGUGUUCACCCCACCCAGUGUGGAGGAACGUCUACGUCAAGCGGCCGGCCAAACGUUGGCAACGUGGGUCAUUGGCCAUGGGCCCAAGACUCCUGAGGGGGUGGUGAGCUGCCAGGCACUUCGUAAGAGGUACCUGGAGCCGCACCUAACGACUCAAAGUCAAUACAAGGCACGCCUUGACAUGCAAGCACGUGGUGCACCGGUUCCACCGAUCAAGGGCAUACCCAUUCUCUUGCUCGCAGGCGAAACAGCGAGUGAGGAAGACGAUGCCUUCGUUCACUGGCUUCGGUAUGAUUAUGCCAAGCUUAAGGCCAGAGGCCAAUUGCGCAAGCGCACGCGCUAUGCGUCGGCUACUAAGGUAGCCGCGAGCGCUGGUCAGUCGGUGGCCAGCAACCCGCCAACCCGCACCACUAGUGGUGGGGAACGGCCUCGGUCUCGAGAUGACCAUGGCCACGAUGCUCAAACGCAUCCAAAGCAUAUGGGCAGUCUUGCCGAAGGGAUACCUCAAAUUCCCAUGAGUUUUCAGACUCAGGGUACCCACGCCACUUUACAAGAUAAUGGUAUUGGCCCUGACGACGACGUCGUUUCAUUAGUCUCUCGACAUGAAAUUGACGACACCCAUGCUCAUCGAGCAAAGUCGGUGGCGGCCGGUGUACCGGCAUAG